AUGCAGGCCAACCCGUCCACCACCGCACUCGCCGCCGCGAGCGACCCCGCGCUGCCCGCACGCGCCCCUCGCCGCCUCCCCGACGAGCUCAUCGUCAUGGUCGUCGAGCAAACCCGGGACUGGGACUACGAGUCGAAUGCCGCCCUGUGUCGUCUCGCCAAGCGGUUCCAGGCGCCGGCAGAGCGGAUCCUGUACGAGCACGUCGGGCUCGACAACGCGCCGUCGGAACGUGAGCGCGACAUCGUCUCGGCCCUGCACACGCUCGUCCACUACCCGAGGUUCCGCCCGUACGUCAAGAGCGUCCUCCUGUCGAUUAACGGCGCCACUAUCGCUGAUGUUGCGCCCGAGGUCCUCAACGUCCUGUGCCACUUGCCCAACGUCGAGCACGUCAAGAUCUCGGUCGCGUCGACGUGCCCGAGUGCCCUCCCACUCCUCCUCCUCCAGCCGACCUGCCGCCUUCGCUCUUUCGAAACGCGCUACUGGAGCGCGACAAUGCUCCAGUGGGUGCGCGACUACCCUCACGCGUUCGCCAUCCUCGAGGAGCUGUCGUCCGAAGACGCGAGCGCUCUUGUCGCCGCGCAAGCCUGCCCCGCCGUGAAAAGGCUCGCGAUCUCGAUGGUGGAUCACGAGGACGCACGAUGGUGGGCGAGCGCGGCAGCGUCCGUCGAGGACCGGCUCACGUCCCUGACUUUGGCCGUUGAGUCGCACGAUUUGCUCCAUUUCGUCAGGGACUUCUCGGGUUUUCGUCGACUCGAAGAACUCGUCCUCUACCUCGUCUAUCACCCUCACCCAGAGCAGGUCGCCUCGGCGAUAGAGGUCAUCGUCGAGGUGUUGCGGUCGCUGCCCCGCUCGUCCGGCGUCACGAGCCUCGAGCUCAGCGUCACGGUCGAUGUCGAGCGCCCGACAGGCGCAUCAUCAUCGUCCCUCCCUGUCGAGGUCACCGACAUCCUCCUCUCCCUCCCUCCCAAGCUCCACACCCUCAUCCUAAACACCAACGCCAUCCGUCCCGUCGACCUCGCGACCUACCUCCUCAGCUCGCUCCGCCCACCCGCCUUGCGCACUUUGCGCGUUGGCGGCGAGCUCGGCACCGGCCUGCGCGCCCUUAUCGACGACGCCGACGGCGUUCACGGCGCGCUCGCCGGCGAGCUUGAGCGCGCCGGCAUCGAGGUCGAGGUGCGCGGGUGGUGGAGGUGA
This is a messenger RNA of Rhodotorula graminis WP1, 1194 nucleotides long. RefSeq lists its product as uncharacterized. The transcript has a single exon. NCBI's taxonomy places the organism in Eukaryota, Fungi, Basidiomycota, Microbotryomycetes, Sporidiobolales, Sporidiobolaceae. The coding region runs from base 1 to 1194 and encodes 397 amino acids. The record is from RefSeq and is a predicted model, not a curated record.